AUGUCUACCCUCACUCAAGAACAAAUCAAAGUCCUCGAGCAAGCACGUCAGCGACUCGUACAGCUCACCCGCUCACUGGGCUCACUAAUUACCAGCCUACACUCAAGUGACCCUCUUCCGCCAUGGUCCUCACUCCAAUCCCAAGCAAGUAUCAUCUCAAACAACCUCCUCAGCGUCUCCGAACAACUUUCUGAGCAACGAGACCUCUUCACCUCACUAGUCGCCUAUCCAAGCCCUGAAUACCCAGGCCGCACACAAGCACCCACUCUCGAGCAACUCCUGCGCACAAAACUCGACCCCCGCGUCGAAGACUGGGUUGCGCGCGGCCGCGCCGCAGGCACGGAAGGCGGUCCGUCCCAAAGUACCAUCCCGUCUCCGUCGCGCCUUGUCGAGGCUGAAAGUGCCGACCACAAACUCAGUGAGGCAGAGCUUACGCAGCUAUGGGAGUGGGCGCCGCUUGAGGCGAACCAGGAAGCUAGGCGGAGGAAUUGGGGUGGGAAUUUCACUCUUGAGGAGCGGGAGAGUGGGAUUCAGAAUGUUGUCACUGGGUUGAGGAGGCAGCUAGAGGAUGAUUUGGCUUCUGAGGAGGAGGAGAGUGAAGGGGAAGAGGAGGAGGAGAUGGAUGUUGUUGGUGUUCAUCGGAAGUCUAUUGGUGGGGGGUUGGAGUUUGAUAUUGCUGUGAGGCAGCCGCAUCCUGUGCAGCCUUUUGUGCCGCUGGAUGAUAUUCUGAAGUAUAUGACUACUGGGCGCAUGCAGUAG
Molecule: messenger RNA, 759 nt
Organism: Penicillium canescens
Lineage: Eukaryota; Fungi; Ascomycota; Eurotiomycetes; Eurotiales; Aspergillaceae
Gene: med8
Product: RNA polymerase II mediator complex subunit MED8
Exons: 2
Coding region: 1-759 (252 amino acids)
Biological process (GO): regulation of transcription by RNA polymerase II
Cellular component (GO): mediator complex; core mediator complex
Molecular function (GO): transcription coregulator activity; RNA polymerase II cis-regulatory region sequence-specific DNA binding
Source: RefSeq, a predicted model, not a curated record